CUGAUCCCUGGUAAAUAUCCACCCAAGCCAUCCAUUCCUACUGAAGAGGUAUCCCUAAGACUAUGGAAUUUGCAUUUGUUCUCUUCCGGGGCAUUCAGUAACGUGUAUCGCGGAUAUGCCGAGUCAGACACUAAUAUACCUAUGGAGGUCGUGGUCAAGAAAACAUGGUCCGGAUCUCGGGAGACGACAUCACUAACAUGUUACGAAAUUCAUAUCUUAAACCGUUUACUUUACAGCUACAAAACACAAUAUGCUGACAACACAUGCUAUUCACUGAUAUUCGAAUUUCUUCCACUAAACCUUUACCAAUACCUGAAAAAACACAAUCGUCAUAUAGCCAUCAUUGAGACGAAAAUGUUUGCAUGGCAGCUGUUCCGUGGGCAGUUCCAUUUGUUGAGGGCCGGCAUUUGCCAUCGUGAUAUUAAACCACAGAAUCUGCUUGUUAACGAGAACACCGGCUUACUGAAAAUCGGCGACUUUGGGUCGUCUGCACUCGAGCCAAGAAAAAGCCCUCAGCCCAGCUAUCAUGUGACGAGGUACUACCGGCCACCAGAGCUCCUACUCGGCUCGAAAGUCUAUGGUUGUGAAGUAGGUGAGUUACGGAAUGGUUUUGGAUUAGGCAGGCUCCUACUGCACCGACAGGACAAGCGACGGUUGAGCGGAUGGCAGCUUUACAUCGAAAAUUUUGGUUUACCGACUGACUAUGAAGUUUCCGCAAUGAAUGCCUCUAAGAGCAAAUGGAAAGAAGUUAAAUCAGUAAGUAUUCGUCAUGAUUUGCAAAGAUGA
Haemonchus placei is the source of this 786-nucleotide messenger RNA. The record is from the annotation of a GenBank genome assembly. Lineage: Eukaryota; Metazoa; Nematoda; Chromadorea; Rhabditida; Trichostrongylidae.